AUGGCCACUUUCCUUACAGCUGUUGUCUCAAUCAAACCCUCAGUCUUCUCGUUCCAGUCUGAAUCCUUCACCUCUUUGCAGACGCAGACCAAUGUAUUCCUCCCCAAAUCAUUUCCUUCUCUCGCCGGAACCAUUUCCGUCUCCCUUCCACGGAGCUCUAGGAUGAGAUUCAUUCCUCAUGCGGUGGCGGAGACGGAAGAAAAAGCAGUUUUGGACCCUAAUUUGGAAUCCUCCAGGCGUGUCUACAUCGGCAACAUACCCAGAACGGUGGAUAAUGAGCAGCUCACCAAACUCGUUGAAGAACACGGUGCCGUUGAACAAGUCCAGGUGAUGUAUGACAAAUACUCCGGACGAAGCCGUCGAUUUGGGUUUGCUACAAUGAAAUCAGUUGAAGAUGCUAAUGCUGUGGUUGAGAAAUUGAAUGGAAAUACAAUUGAAGGGCGUGAGAUAAAGGUUAACAUAACAGAGAAACCAAUAUCAUCAUCUCCUGACUUAUCACUGCUUCAGUCCGAAGAUUCAGCAUUUGUAGACAGUCCUUUCAAAGUCUAUGUAGGAAACCUAGCAAAGACUGUCACAAGAGAGAUGCUUGAGACUUUGUUCUCAGAGAAAGGGAAAGUAGUAAGUGCCAAAGUUUCAAGAGUACCUGGAACUUCGAAAUCCACAGGGUUUGGAUUCGUUACGUUUUCUUCAGAAGAAGAUGUUGAAGCUGCCAUUUUGGGUCUCAACAAUUCUCUGUUGGAAGGACAGAAGAUUCGGGUGAACAAGGCCUAG
This is a messenger RNA of Microthlaspi erraticum, 771 nucleotides long. The record is from the annotation of a GenBank genome assembly. Lineage: Eukaryota; Viridiplantae; Streptophyta; Magnoliopsida; Brassicales; Brassicaceae.